AUGAGUAUUCGCUACUAUGCGAAUCAAAAGGGUAUUUUAAUACUGACUGCGCGAGAUGAAUCAAAGUCAGUAAUUGUCUCCAUGUUCACCUCCAAGCUCGAGAACCUCCUCCAAUGGAUCAAGAACACCUCUGACGAGACCUCCAACCCGUCGUCACACUCGUACAUCUCGCCUAAGAUCACUGUCAAGGACGUGCAAGACUUUGGUAGGUCCAUUUACUCCUCCACUGCCAUCAAUAAGUCGGAGCUUCUCUUUCGGAUCCCACCGUCUUUCUUGCUCAACUCCACUACCGUCAUCCGUCAUAUAACCAGACACAACCAUUCCAUCAAGCUCACCAACCCAUGUUACCUGAGCAUCUUCGUGCCCUACAAGACGGUGUCUGAUAAGUACACAGCAGUGUACGCCAGCUUGAGCUUGGACCAGCUCUUGGAGUUGACCUCAUUCCAGCUCCUCUCCUUGUACAUUACCUUUGAGACCCAACGAGGCUCUGACUCGUUUUGGAAGCCGUUCUGGGACAUGCUUCCCGAUCUCGAUGAUCUCAGAUUGACUCCGUUGGUGUGGCGGGUCACCAAGGCACCCCAGUGGGAACAUCUCUGGAGCUUAUUGCCACGAGCCACCCAGGCCCAUGCUGAAAAAGUAUGGAGCCGUUUCGUGCACGAUGUGGACGUGGUACAUCAGUUGCUUUCUACCCAGGGCCUUUCCAGCGAAGAGAUCCACCAAUAUUUGCCACAAGAACGCUUCUUAUGGGCCUGGAUGUGUGUCAACUCCCGUUGCCUCUACAUGGAGUUGCCUCAAAGCAAAGACAACCACGACAACUUCACAAUGGCUCCAUACGUGGAUUUUCUUAAUCACGCUUGCGACGACCAGUGUACGUUGAAGAUUAACAGUAUCGGAUUCCAGGUGUCCACCACCUCCAAGUACGCAGCAGGCGACCAGUUAUUCUUGAGCUAUGGGCCUCACUCCAACACGUUUUUGUUAUGUGAGUAUGGGUUCGUUCUUCCUUCAGAUAAUACUUGGAACGAUUUGGACAUUACUCACAUCAUUCUUCCCUUGUUGAAGCCCAAGCAGGUGGAUUAUCUCAAGGACCAAAACUAUUAUGGAGAGUACACCCUCAAUGCAAACUCAGGCAUAUCGUUCAGAACAGAAGUGGUGCUUGCCGUUUUGCAAGAGCAAACACCAGGCGAAUCGCGAAGGCUAAAUGGGCUUCUAAAUGGCAAUAUGGACGGCCUGGUUUACCAGAAAAACUCCAAUACCUUGUUGAAGAAGAUUCUUGAAAAGGUGGUUUAUGAUUGCGACCAAAAGAUGAAGUUGGAGUACAACGACGACAUUGACGAAUUCACCAAGGAGCGCAAGCGAGUGAUCGGAAUUUUGUACAGAGACAUGAAGUUGAUUGCAAGGACAGAAUUAGAGAAAUUAGAAUUACUGACAUGA
Messenger RNA from Suhomyces tanzawaensis NRRL Y-17324, 1431 nucleotides. RefSeq names its product protein-lysine N-methyltransferase. Gene Ontology annotation, biological process: peptidyl-lysine trimethylation; peptidyl-lysine monomethylation. The transcript has a single exon. Bases 1 to 1431 code for a protein of 476 amino acids. Gene Ontology annotation, molecular function: protein-lysine N-methyltransferase activity; protein binding. NCBI's taxonomy places the organism in Eukaryota, Fungi, Ascomycota, Pichiomycetes, Serinales, Debaryomycetaceae. The record is from RefSeq and is a predicted model, not a curated record.